Messenger RNA from Gavialis gangeticus (Gharial), 3304 nucleotides. It is a transcript of the gene YAF2, whose product is annotated as YY1 associated factor 2. The record is from RefSeq and is a predicted model, not a curated record. NCBI's taxonomy places the organism in Eukaryota, Metazoa, Chordata, Crocodylia, Gavialidae. The transcript is spliced from 3 exons. Gene Ontology annotation, cellular component: nucleus. Gene Ontology annotation, biological process: positive regulation of DNA-templated transcription. The coding region runs from base 577 to 1026 and encodes 149 amino acids. Gene Ontology annotation, molecular function: DNA binding; transcription coregulator activity.
GACAUCGUCAUUGUGUGGCAUUAUUAUUCUUAACUUUAAAUGGGAUGUGUAGGUAAAGCAGCAAAAGUAUAUUUCAGACACUGCAUUAGCAUUCUUAUUCUCAUUGCAGAAAUGUUUAUUUUCUUCAUUUUUAAAGAAUCAUGUUAAAGGUCUCUGAAGGGAUCCUGACAGCAGUGUGAGAAGUAGUUAAUGGGUAAAGGUACUGUAUGAAGUUAGGUGUAAGCCUAACUAAUGGCUAAUAAUGAACAAGGGAGUAGUGACUGAGAAGGGUGAAGAAUGAGACAAUAAAGGGCUCUGAUGCCACUGUGAAGAACAAUCAUGUAUAAGCCCUAGAAAGAACACUUAGGCAAGCCAGUUAAUUAUUGGUAUUACGGGAAUGCCCAGAGGCACAAUGAAUGGUCUCUGUUGUGAAGAGCUUGGAGUUUUACCCAAUGUAAUAGCAUGUGUGCCUAUUUGGCCAUUGUCUCAAUCAUUAGUAAUUUCACUUUUUCUUCCGUGCAUUUCUUUACAUGGGCAUUAUGUAAACAAAUCCGUACUUUGGUUUCCUUGAACAACCUUCUUGUGGUGCUUCACUGAAUGGUGAUCUCUGAUCUGAGAACCAGGUCUGUUGCCAGAUCUCAAGUAGUGCUGUGGAGGAAACCUCGACCUGUCUCUCAGCUGGUUGCACAACAAGUUACCCAACAGUUUGUGCCCCCUACACAAUCAAAGAAAGAGAAAAAAGACAAAGUAGAAAAGGAAAAAUCUGAAAAGGAAACAGCUAGCAAAAAGAACUGUCAUAAGAAAACCAGGCCAAGAUUGAAAAACGUGGAUCGAAGUAGUGCCCAGCAUUUGGAAGUUACCGUUGGAGAUCUGACAGUCAUUAUUACAGACUUUAAGGAGAAAACUAAGUCACCACCUGCUUCCAGUGCUGCUUCUGCGGAUCAGCAUAGUCAGAGUGGUUCUAGCUCUGACAAUACAGAGAGGGGAAUGUCCAGGUCGUCUUCACCCAGAGGAGAAGCCUCAUCAUUGAAUGGAGAAUCUCAUUAAAAUUUAUUUUCUCCAGUUUCUUUAGUCUCUUCUCUUCAAAACAUGCAAAUAUACAACUUCUGCCAACAAUUACCACAUUUUCAUGACAGGUUACCCAGGCACAAUUAAUAUGUUUAUUGGAAUAAUUUAUGCAGUUUUACAAAAAUGAAGUGAAGCUGGAGAAUAAAAUAAUUUAAAAGAUAUAUAUGCUGCAUUUAUAUGCAGCAUUUCAGACUAACUUUUUGAUUUUCACAUUUAAAGGUGCCAUGAAAAUGUGGUUUGAAUGUUCAUUAUGCAGUGUUAUUGGUAAGUUCAUUUUCACUUUUAGUUUAGUGAAUUCUAACACAGUUUUUGGAUUCUCUACUAUUGGCAUGUACUGAAUUUAAAUUUUUAUAACAUAGUUCAAGCUGCCUAAAUAUGUAUUUGAGAAUUGUGAACCAUAGUUAUAUGUAUGCAAGUCAAAGAUCAACUUAAUCAACUAUUGCUGCAACAGAAUUUUCAUAAUGAUUAUCUUCUUAAAACACCUGCUGGUACUUGGUGUGGUUAAAUAGGAAAAUGGUUAUUAAAUAAAACAUUUGUAUGAAUUUUUGCCAAUGUUUGACACAUUUUACUAGAUUACUGUUACUGAAUUAUGUUGCUGGUUUUACCAAUCCUCACACUUAAGACACUUACUGUAAUGUUUACAAGUAAAAUAGUAAACAUAUUUGAAGCAUUGAUUGUUUAGCUUUAUAAUUCAGAUACAGUACUACAUUGUCAUUUUACACUGGUAUUCUUUGUUUUAUAAUGAACAUAUUGAAUUUCUACAUAAGCAUUUGGCAAAAAAGACUGAAGUUAAUUUUAAAAUCUGAAGUUUUGAAAAAGCUUUAAAAAUAACUUAAAAGUGCAGUUCUCAUAUGUGCUCAGUAGUCAUCCCUUGACACGAACUUGCACAGUGUCAUAGUCAAUUUUCAGUUCAGAACAGAAAUAUUGAAUAGUGCACUUGAGUAAGAAAAUAACAAAUAAUGCCAUUGCUUUAUGUUUAAUUUACUAGAUCUUGAUUUGGCCCUAUAUUUAAUAUUAUUGCAUCGAUCAUAAGAAAAAAAUAACCCUAUUUUCUGGCAUAAACUGUCAAAAUUUAUGCAUUUAGCAAUAUACCAAUAUAGAGCAAAAAUAUUUACAAUCCCAUCUGGUAUUAUGUAAAAUUACCAAUAAAAUAUUUUUAUGAAUACAGAUUUUGCAUUUUUGUUUACAACCAAUAAAUGUUUUUGAUGCACAAAGGUCCAUAUAUAGAUUUAAAAAAUAAGUUCAGAUUCAAUACAAAAAUCCAUUUGGUUUCUGUAGUAAGGAAGCCCACUUUCUUGAUUCUCUCCUAUCUUUCUCUUGUUCAAAAUAUUUUGGGCCAGUAUGAAAGUUGGAUAGAAUUUUUGGUAGUAAAUCCAGCCCUAAAAUAUUACCUACAUUUAAAACAUCUCAUAACAGCAAAAGUAAUGGAUUUUUGUAGCCCCUGACAAUUGUGAUGUUUGGUGGUUUCUUGUAGUAAUGUAUUUUUCUGUUUUUAAUGCAGUACUUCUACAGGCACAAUGGUACUGUCUAUUUUGUAAGAUGCUAGUUGUGAAAUACAGUUAGUUGCAUAAAAUGAAAGUCUGAUGUGAUAUCUAAAAACUUACAUACCUCAUUCCUUGGUGUUGCUGUUAAGCUUUUAAAAAUCCAAUGUUAAUUAUAGGCUAUUUCAAAUGAAUAACUACUGACCUAGUUAAAAUGUAUUAUACUUUAUCUUACUAAACAGUACAUUUCUUCAUUUCGGUUUUCUUCUCAGAUUUAAAUAUCUCUUUAAACAUUGAAUUUUGAGUUUCAUAAAUGUUUUUAGGUUGGGGGUAGACUGGGUGUCAACAUUAUGUAUUUUCCAUUGCAAGAAUUGGCAUACAUAUUUCUCAGUUUUAUUUUCUUACAAUAUAUUUUAGGUGGCACUAUGUGCAGAGUGUCUUGAGUUAAUGAAUUACAGGGAAACCUAAUCUUUGGAGUUUAUAAGUAUAAUGGUAGUGAAUUAGUGCAAUGUCCUUAAUAUGAUAUGCGUGUGAAAUGUUAACACAUUUCAGUAUUUUUGCAAGCAUAAAAUGGUAAGGAAGCACCAAUAAUUCACUAAAUCAAACCCUUGUUACCAUUAAACUUAUUAUGGAUAGACGUAGGUCUGGCAGCAGCAGGUCUUUCCAUUUGUAUAAAUAAGCAGUCAUUGCUAUAAUAUCAUUAGUAAGGAAAGCAAUCCUUAGCAUCUUUAAGAGCCAGUUUAAUAUGUGGUUGAAAUGGAACAAGUGAUUGUAAA